This is a messenger RNA of Penicillium cinerascens, 684 nucleotides long. Its product is annotated as chromo domain-containing protein. The record is from RefSeq and is a predicted model, not a curated record. Gene Ontology annotation, cellular component: nucleus; pericentric heterochromatin. Lineage: Eukaryota; Fungi; Ascomycota; Eurotiomycetes; Eurotiales; Aspergillaceae. Gene Ontology annotation, molecular function: chromatin binding. Gene Ontology annotation, biological process: chromatin organization; negative regulation of transcription by RNA polymerase II. Bases 1 to 684 code for a protein of 227 amino acids. The transcript has 7 exons.
AUGCCACCACCCGUCUCCGAGGAAAUGUCGGACGAGGAAAUUGGGGACAUUCCUUUCAAGAAUGGCGGCAAUGGGGCUGAAGACAAAGUCGACGACAACCAGGAUGACGACGAGGAUGACGAGGAUGAGGAGGGCGUAUACGUCGUCGAGUUGAUAAAGGAACACGAAUUAUUACCAAAUGGCAAACUUCAGCUUCUCGUGAAGUGGAAAGGAUAUGAUGAUCCUGCAGACCAGACGUGGGAACCGGAAGAAAACCUGAAGGAGGGUGCCGAACUAGUCCUCGCGGAAUACUACAAGCGUAUUGGUGGCCGGCCAAAAACUCCUGCAGCAAAGUCUGGCCCCGGAAGGAAGCGCAAGUCUAUGGGAGACACAAAUUCGACCUCUGCCUCCGCAUCGGCCGAGCCCAAGAAACGAAGACGAUCAACGAAGUCCGAGGAUCCAGUGCCCAAGACCGAGGCCGACGAGGACGAGGAAGGCACCUGGGUUCCCAAGGGUCAAAACUGGGAUAAGGAACUCGAUAGUGUGGACACAAUCAUUCGUGACCAAGAUGACGGAGCCCUGUAUGCAUUCCUCCUCUGGAACAAUGGCAAGCGGUCACGAGUGUCGAUCGAAAGCUGCUACGAGAAGUGUCCCAGAAAGAUGCUCAAGUUCUACGAGAGCCAUUUGGUCUUCAAGGAGUGUUGA